Molecule: messenger RNA, 6087 nt
Organism: Poecilia reticulata (guppy)
Lineage: Eukaryota; Metazoa; Chordata; Actinopteri; Cyprinodontiformes; Poeciliidae
Gene: bcl9
Product: BCL9 transcription coactivator
Biological process (GO): canonical Wnt signaling pathway; positive regulation of transcription by RNA polymerase II
Cellular component (GO): beta-catenin-TCF complex
Molecular function (GO): transcription coactivator activity; beta-catenin binding
Source: RefSeq, a predicted model, not a curated record
GCCGCCGCGGCUCGCCUCCUGGCAACGGGCACACGCGGGUCCUCCUCCCGGGGACAUCACACUCCGGUAUCCGCUCUUCUCUGCCUCUGUCCCCGAAGGCUGGCUGGCUGGCUGGGGCUGCUGACUGGCUGGCUAGCUAAACCCACACGUCGCGUCUUGGCCUCGCUCACACGGCGAGCUAACCCCCCUCCCUUACUCUUUCUCUUUUUUUUUUCGGCUCGCAAAUGACGGUUUUUGCGGCGCAACAGAAGCGGAUUAUUCACGAUGUUUUCGGCGUGGUGUGAAACCCGCGGAGAAAUAUUGGUUUUUACCCCCAUUAUCACACCGGAGGACCGCCCGUGCUUCGUGAAAAUGGAAAAAGGGACACAAUGCAGCAUGCAUGUUCUGCAUUCUUCAGGAGCUCCACGCCGUCGGUGUGAAUGACUUGUGGCUGUAGGUUGUCCUGAGCGGGCCAGGUUCCUGCGCGACAGCCUCCGCGGCUGACUGGGAGGAGUCGAGUGGAGAGCAGACAUCAGUGCCCAGGGGACCUGAGGCCUGGUUCUCCAUAUGAGGCCCUGCUGAAAGGGCAGGGGGGCUUCUGAGUGUGCCCAAGGGCCGUUGAAAGCCCCCUAGGGGGAGUUUCAUAAAUACACAAAGAACAAGAAAAGCCUUCUGGACUAUUGUUUUUGUUUUUACACACUUUCCAUUUCACACACACACACACACACACACACACACACAUCCACAUACACACACACCCACUCACAGACAAGGACGUAGGGAGAAUGUUGGAGGUGCAGGAGGAAAGGCCAGCGGCGGCAGGUACAGCAGCGACACAUUUCACCAAGAAGGAGCGAGCAAAGAAAGACAGAGAGGAGGCCAAGGACGGCCGGGGGAACCUGUCCAACAUCACCAAUCCCGUCUCCGGCUCCAGGAACGUGCGUGCAAAAGCGCCGCUCACACACACAGGCAGCCCUCACCAGCUCAUCACUCCACCCUGUUCUGUAGUCCUGGGAGCCCCAUCAAUGCACUCCAAUAGGCUGAAGAACUCCCCGUCCACCAACACGCAGAGCCCUAAACCUAAGACGGAGGCCAUGGUACGAUCCCCUCCUGUCAUGUCCCCCUCCACUGCUGCCCAGAUGGACUCUAAAAUGCCCAAUCAGAGUAAACCGGGGAGCGCGGGCAGCCAAUCACAGCCCUCCUCCUGCGACCCCAAAACCAUGGGUGCCAAAGCGGCUCAAAAUGUGUCUGGGGGAAUGGGACUAAAAAACGGCCAGGGCCUGACGUCCGGCCCCAGCUCCAAGGUGAAGGCCAAGAGGGAAAGGAGCACCUCAGUGGAGUCGUUUGAGCAGCCAGAGAGUGGCACGCCCACCAAUGAGGACAAAGAUAACAGCAGGGCAAAGAGGAUUUGCGUUGCAGAGAGGAGGCAGCCGUACAGUGGAACCGACUGGUGCUCUGGAGGAGAAAGUGAUGAAGACGACAGAGGUUUUUUCAAUUGUAACUCGAGCGAAGUGAAUCCCCAGGACACACAUUCUACCUCCAACGCCGGACUCAGUCGCUCCUCCACGCCUUCCCACAAUACACUGGGAGGCCAAGGCUCCACAACAGAACCUGCCAGUGGUCAAAAAUCAGGCUCAAAACUUGUCUAUGUCUUCACCACAGAAAUGGCAAACACGGCAGCUGAUGCAGUUCUAACUGGCCACACAGAAAACAUCAUUGCCUUCCACAUGAAAAACUUCAAGGAUAAAGCUCACCUGCUCUUGAACAACGCAUCUGGUGUCCUGCGAAAUGACUCGAACCCUCCUCAGCAACCUCCGUCCCACGCCCAAGAUCAAAGUCACCAGCCAGGAUCGAAGCCGUCCUUAUCUGGAAUGUCGGAGCAAGCACCACCCCAGGCUUCCAGUCAAGGGAGUCAACCCUCUGUUCUCUCGCAGGAGGGAUCGUCCUCCGCUGGCACAGAAUCCAAAAACAUCCCUGGCAGCAGUCCUGGGAACCCUUCAGCCCCUGUUGACCAGGCUCCCGUUGCCCAGCCAGAGGCUGGCCUCAACCCGCCAACAUCUGUUGAAGGAGGACCAGGUGGAGGCACGAGUGGAUCAGGUUUGACGCCACAGCAGCAGCAGCAGCAACAGCAGCUGGCCCAGGAGCUACUCAACAUGGAGGCCAACACGGAAGGCCUGUCCCAGGAACAGCUGGAGCACAGGCAGCGUUCCCUGCAGACCCUACGAGACAUCCAGCGCAUGCUUUUUCCUGACGACCGCGACGCCCCGCCCCCUGGGCCGCCACAACCCCAUGUUGGACCUCACGACGGAGGCCCGGAUGGUCCACCUCGGCGACCGGAGCAGGGACCGCUACAAGCCAUGAUGGCACAGUCUCAGAGCCUUGGACCGCCAGGUGGACCUGGAGGACCUCGUCCACAGGGACCCCCCUUUGGGCCUCCACAUGGCCCAAGGGAGAUGCCUUUAUUUCCCACUGAUGACAUGGUCCCUCCGGGUGGCCCUGGAGGGCCAGGUGGGUGUGGGGAAGGGGAUCAGAUGACACCAGAGCAGGUGGCAUGGCUGAAGUUACAGCAGGAAUUUUAUGAGGAGAAGAGGAAAAAGCAAGAAAUGCAACACCGACCACUUCCUCCAGACAUGAUGCAUCCUGGUCCACGGGGCAUGAUGCGAGGCCCCCCGCCCCCUUACCAGAUGGGUCCAGGAGAGAUGUGGGGGGGGCCAGGUGGUCCACCAGAGCAUUACCCGGAGCGAAUGGGUAUGGGGCCCGGUCCUCGGAGUAUGGGCCCUCAUAUGCAGAGGAUGCCUGGCUUCUCCGGCAUGAUGAAUCCUGAAAUGGAGGGCCUGCCAAGGCCAGGAAUGGGCUGGCCGGACGACAUGCCUCCGAGGAUGGCAGAAGCCCGAGGCUUCCCCGGGGGGCCCGGAGGAAUGUUUCCUGGUCCAGGGGCCCGUGGUGAGCGUUUCCCCAACCCCCAGUCAGUCCAGGAGGCAAUGUUCCAUCAAGGAAUGAGUGGGGAGAAAGGCCUCCCCCCUGGGAUGAUGAUGGAUGUUCAACGGAUGAUGGGACACCAAAGAGGUGGAAUGGAACCCGGUAACGGUAUGGGAAUGUUUCCCAGAAUGCCUGUCGAUGGCCCUAUGAGUCCGUCAUCGAGGAUCCAAGCGAUGGGGGGCAGAGARAUGGGGCCUGAGUUUGGCAUUGGGCCAGGUCCUGGCCCAGGGCCUCAUAUGCAUCCAUCCAAACUACGAGAUGGACCCAUGAACAUGAGUCCCGACGAAAUUAUGAGAAUGAGAACAGGGGGAGGACCGCCAAUGGAGAACAUGGUGCCACAAGGCAGGCCGAUGCAGGUCCCUCCCUUCCCUGAGCAGACACCAGCAGACUUUCCCAUGGGACCAGGGCGGCCCUUCCCUGGGGGCCCUGGAACAUUGAGGGGUCCCCAUGCAGACCCAGCUUUUGGUCCAGAGCACAGAUCAACGCCAUCAGGAGGAAAUGGCCGCAUUAACCACCUUUCCUCCGCUGGUGGUCCGACUCAGGGACAGAGGGGCCGGAAACCAGCCGAUCUAAAUGUCCAAGCAGGAGGGGGGAACUCCCCUAGUGUCAACCCUCUCAAGUCUCCUCCACUGAGGCAAGUUCAGUCCCCCAUGAUGGGCUCCCCCUCCGGGAACCUCAAAUCUCCUCAAACACCAUCCCAGCUCGCUGGCAUGCUCAGCGGUCCCGCGGGCCCCAGCGCACCUCCGGCUCCUCCAACAUCUGCACCAAUGAAAUCCCCCCACUCCAUGAUGGGAUCAGCAGGCGCCUCUCCUGUUCACAUGAGGUCCCCAUCUCUUCCAAACCCCUCUCCAGGAUGGGCCUCCUCACCAAAACCACCCAUGCAGAGUCCUGGAGUGCCCCCCCAGGGUGGCAAGCCUCCACUAAGCAUCACUUCACCAAACAUGAUGGGGGGCAUGGAGCCGGGGGGUAACGGGCCUCCCUCGGCUCCUCCCUCAUCGGGGGCUCCAUCUGGCUCCAUGUCCCUCCCAGGAAAUGUCCCGUCUGGCAGUCCGUACACCAUACCACCGGAACCAACACUCUCCCAGAACCCGCUGUCCAUCAUGAUGUCACGCAUGUCCAAGUUUGCGAUGCCCAGUUCGACCCCGCUUUACCACGAUGCCAUAAAAACUGUAGCCAGCUCGGACGACGACUCGCCCCCAGCUCGCUCUCCCAACCUGCCUUCAGUGAACAACGGUAUGGCAMUGAAUCACCAAGGAAAUCCUCGCAUGAUGGGACCUGGAAACACUGGACCCAUGCCUGCGCUCAGUCCUCUGGGCAUGAAUCCCUUGGGUUCCCAGCCUCUUUCUCAUGGCAUGCCCCCUCAGAUGCCCUCUCCGAAUGCCCCCAAUAUGGGCCCAGGCAUGAUGUCUCACGGCAUGAUGAUGCAACCAAACCCACAAGACCCUGGUAUGCCAAAUCCUCAAAUGAUGCCUCAAGGACGCAUGGGUUACCCACACCGAAACCAGGGUUACCCCCUCACACAGUCCCCAUCCCAACAAGGCCCCUUCUCCCCACACAAUGGCCCAGGCCCCCAAGGCUUCCCUGGUCAUUCAAUGGGGUUCCAGGGCGAACCGGGACCUAUGGGAGGUCRGAUGGGGAACAUGCCUCAUGGGGGAGGGGGUGAUGGGGGCAUGUGCAAGCCAAACACCCCUGGUGGGCCGGAGUUCAACAACAUGCAAGGAGGAUUUGGAGAUGCAGACCUUCAUGAAGUGAUGCGGCCGGGAGCAUCUGGCAUUCCCGAGUUUGAUCUGUCCAGGAUAAUCCCGUCGGAGAAACCCAGUCAGACUCUGUCGUACUUCCCCAGAGGCGGAGGGGAAAACCCCGGGGGUAAACCGCCUCACCCGUCUGGGUUUCCAAUGCAGGCCAUGAUGGCCGACGGUCCACCAAGGAUGGGGAUGCCCAUGCAGGGGAUGGGGGGUAUGUCUGGUGGACCYGGUGGGGGAAUGGGCCCCCAAGACAUGCCAAUGGGCAACCCAGGUCACAAUUCAAUGCGACCACCAGGAUUCAUGGGCCAAGGCAUGAUGGGCCCUCAACACCGGAUGAUGUCUCCUGGGGGUCCUGGAGGGAUGAUGCAGGGGAGACAAAUGGCCCACCCAGGUCCCGGUGGCUCACCUAACAUGAUGAUGUCACUACAGGGCAUGGGUGGCCCUCCACAACAGACGAUGAUGAUGGGGGGCCAAAUGAGGCCUCGUGACAUGGACAUGGGGUUCAGUCCGGGCCAUGGAAUGUUCUAAUCCAACAAAAACCUUGUAACUAGAAUGUUCUUGGACAAAAACAUGAGGAAGAUGAAAAGGAUUACGGAGUGUAGCAAGUAUUCAGAAACAGACGGACUCAAGUCAAUGAGACGAAACRCAAAAUGAACGUCAUGGAGCGAACCUGUUGCCUAGUGAUGUCUUGUGGGGGGACAAUUCCAGCUACGGAGACUAAGACGGGGCCUGGUUUGAUGUACUUUUUCUCACACAAACAUUUAAUUUUGACUCAAGAACUCGCAGAAUGUACGAGAUUGUUGUGCAUCAAUUUCGCAGAACUGUUCGUGGGGUUUCUUUUGUUUUUGUUUUUUUUUGAUUAUCUGACUGUAAAGAUGACUGACAUCAAAGAGGAACCAACCUUAAAACUAAAAUGUCAGCGUGGAGAUGCUACAGUAUAUGUCAACUUUUUUUCAAAUUAAAAAACAAAAAAAAAAUCAACAAAAAUUUCACAAAAGUGAUAUGGAACCAGAGAAAGGAGGAGGAAUACUUUGUGCUUUGUGAAGACUUUAGUGGAAAUCCAUCUUGUCUCUCGCUCCAUUGUUUUUUGACUGUUUCUGUACAGUAUAUACGUGAGGGUGUGUUUGUGUGCUUGACAGAUUGUAUGUUUGUGUGGUAUGUGUGUGUCUGUAUGUAUAGGCAUUCUAUCAGUGACCUCUUAACGCCUCUUACCCAGCUUUCAUUGGGGUGGAGGAACGCCCCCUUAAAAAUACUGUACGGUUUACCAUUGGUGGGCUAUUCAAAUUUUAGUCUAUUUUAAUUUCCUUUGUAACUCCAGUGUAUAACAAACCAAACUAUGACCUCAUUAAGAUAAUAGUAUUAUUAAAAAAAGCACAAACAUGGA